This is a messenger RNA of Nicotiana attenuata, 897 nucleotides long. RefSeq lists its product as uncharacterized. The record is from RefSeq and is a predicted model, not a curated record. NCBI's taxonomy places the organism in Eukaryota, Viridiplantae, Streptophyta, Magnoliopsida, Solanales, Solanaceae. The transcript has a single exon. The coding region runs from base 1 to 897 and encodes 298 amino acids.
AUGGAAAUCAUUCGUGAAGAAAAAGGUUUCAUUUUGACUCAAAAGAGAUUUACCUCAGAACUCUUGAUUGAAUUUGGGGUCCUUGACCUCAAGCCUACUACAUCGCCCGUUGAUCCCACUCAAAGACUCAGCCUUCACACUAGAGAUUUGAUUCCAGACCCGACUUUCUAUCGUCGUCUUCUAGGGAAAUUGAAUUUCCUCACUCACACGCGGAAAGACUUGUCCUUCGCCGUGCAACAUUUGAGUCAAUUUAUGCAGUCUCCACGCCAACCUCACUUGGACGUAGCUUUUCAUUGUCUGCGUUAUCUCCUCUCAGAUCCUGCAAUGGGUCUUUUGCUCAACCUUAGUCCCUUACUUCGUCUUCUUGCUUUCUGUGACUCUGACUGGGGACGAUGUCCUGACUCUCGUCGUUCUAUUAGUGGUUUCUACAUUAACCUUGGGGGUUCUCCGGUGUCCUGGAAGUCAAAGAAACUACCUUUAGUUUCUUUGUCCUCUGCUGAAGCAGAGUAUAGAUCUAUGAGACGAGUGGUCGCAGGGGUUACCUGGUUAGUUCGAUUGCUCGAAGAUCUGUCUAUUUCACCUUCUCUGCUGGUUCCGCUGCAUUCCAAUAGCCAAGCAGCGAUUCAUAUCGCCAAAAAUCCAGUAUUCCACGAACGUACAAAGCACGUGGAGCUGGAUUGUCAUUUUGUUCGGCAACAAUUUCAAGCAGAGAUCAUUUCUUUGACUUUUGUCCCUUCGCAUCAACAGGUUGUCGAUGUCUUCACCAAACAUUCCGGUCCGCUUCACCGCUCUAUCAUCGGCAAGUUGGGUGUUACUUCGUCCCCCUCCAACUUGAGGGGGUAUUGGCGUCGAAAUUUCCUCCCAAUCUCACCAGCAUUUUACAGAGAAUUUUGGUAA